UGACUGGACCAGUAAAACAAGACAGGAUCAACAUUCCGUCAUACAUACCCCCGGUUUCUUUCUCGCGGGACUGUCCAGUCUGAAACAUCGCGAAGUUUCCUGCUAUUUUGUAUUUUGGUGGCAGCAGACAGCAGGCAGAGAACCAGGCAGCAACUCCGUGGAGGCAAGUCCAAGAAAGGUGGAGACUCCUGCUCAACUUCCUGCACAAUAAUCUUAAAGCACCACCAAGAGAGAUCUGGGGAGGCUGCUGCUGGGGCAAGGACGAAUGGAUAUACGGAGUACUUGACUUCUUUUACGGCGGUACAUCGGCGAAAAUAACCCACUUUACGGGUGAUUUUAUACAUCUACCUGGCUAGUAGCUAGCUAGCAGAGAAGCUGCUGGAUAAGAGACCCCGACGUUUGGUGGCGAGGCAGUGCGAAGGACAGGAAUGGAGGUUGUGGUUGAGUAUGAGUACGAGGCGCUCCAGGAGGAUGAGCUAACGCUGCGGCUAGGUGACGUGAUUAAGAAUGUGCGCUACAUCGAGGAGGACGGCUGGAUGGAGGGGGAUCUCAACGGGAAGAGGGGCCUCUUCCCAGACAACUUUGUUAAGGAAAUGAAGAAGGACUCCAAAGAGGUCAAGGAGACAAAAAAUGAACCAAAAGAGGAGCCCAGUGUGCUACAGAAGAGGGAGAGAAGUUCAGGGAAUGUGGCCAACCUGGUUCAGAGGAUGAGCACUAUUGGCAUCCCGACGGGCGGCUUCCAGCCUCAACCUCCUCAGCCUCCAGCAGCAGCAAGGAAGCCGAAGAAGAGGCAGUGCAAGGUACUGUUUGAGUAUCAGCCACAGAAUGAAGAUGAAUUGGAGCUCAAAGUGGGAGACAUCUUAGACAUCACAGAAGAGCAACUCUUGGAAAGAACAUUUAGCCCACAUUGGUGCUCUUUUGAUCGUCUCACUGAAGCCUCGCUCACUGUCAACCUCGCCAAAUGUGAGUUUGGUAAGGCGACAGUGACCUAUCUUGGGAGGGUGGUAGGCCAGGGCGAGGUCCGACCAGUACAGGCUAAGGUUAAAGCUAUACUUGAGUAUCCAUCUCCUACAACAAAAAAAGAGCUUAUGAGAUUCUUAGGCAUGGUGGGAUUGUCCCCUGAGGGCAAUUCCUGCUGUGGAGACACACACCAAUGCCCCCAGCCCUAUACAUUACUACGAGGCUCCUGCAGAGGAGACAUGGUUAUGGACCGAGACAGCUCUCCCAAAAUAGAGAUCAACUGA
Sphaeramia orbicularis (orbiculate cardinalfish) is the source of this 1244-nucleotide messenger RNA. Its product is annotated as CD2-associated protein-like. Gene Ontology annotation, molecular function: protein binding. The transcript has 6 exons. Gene Ontology annotation, biological process: actin filament organization; cell migration. The record is from RefSeq and is a predicted model, not a curated record. Lineage: Eukaryota; Metazoa; Chordata; Actinopteri; Kurtiformes; Apogonidae. The coding region runs from base 429 to 1244 and encodes 271 amino acids.